AGUCAAGCCCACUGUGAAGCAACUCUACCGUGUGGAGUUCAUCUUCUUCUUCUUCAUCAUCUUUCAGUAACAGAAUCCCUAACUAGUUGCAGUCGAAGGCAUCGUUUUUCUUCACGAGUGAAGGAGAUUUGAUGCUUUGGAGUUUUAGUUGAUUAGAAGAAGUUUCACUUGCACACUUUUGCAAUCAUGGAUCCAAAUGGUUGCGUUGAUGAUAAGUGUGAAAGUAGACUCUAUAUUGGUAACCUUGAUCUUAGAAUUACAGAAGCUGCUCUGCUCAGAAUGUUUUCUCCCUUUGGAAAGAUUGUUUCUGAGGACUUCUUGUGGCACACUCGUGGCCCGAAACGUGGGGAGCCACGGGGUUUCGCCUUUAUCCAGUAUAGCACAAAUGAGGAAGCGAAAUUGGCCAAGGAGAAAAUGCAUGGGAGGUUAGCUUGUGGCCGGCCGUUGGUUGUUCGCCUUGCGGGUGAGAAGUACAUGUUGGAAACAGCCGAUAACCCUACGAAAGCAACUGGUGAAGGACACAAGUUGCAUCUUACCAGAAGCGGCAUGGGACAGACAAGUCGUAGCGCAAAAAUAGCCGCAAUAAAGAACAAAUUGAAAUCCUUAGAGGAGGGUUCUAGGACCAAGAAGCAAAAGCAAAAUGAUGAUAUCUCUUGAACCAACCAAGUAUGGAUUGUAGAAUUUGAUGGCAUAAAAUUGAAGGAGGCGCACGUAUUUGUGGCACCCAUAUAUUAGAAUGUCAUAUAUUUAACUUAGUUUUUUUUUUUUAAUUUUAAAGACUGAGGUCUGAGGCAAUUUGCUUUAUCAUAUGACAUUAUAUUAAGGAGGAACCUUCAAAUUUAAAAGAUGUACAAAUAUUAGUUUUACACUGCAAUCAUUGAUUUUU
Molecule: messenger RNA, 886 nt
Organism: Arachis stenosperma
Lineage: Eukaryota; Viridiplantae; Streptophyta; Magnoliopsida; Fabales; Fabaceae
Exons: 5
Coding region: 187-657 (156 amino acids)
Molecular function (GO): RNA binding
Source: RefSeq, a predicted model, not a curated record